AUGAGUACCGCCGAAGACAUGAAUGUCAUUCGAUACAGUGUUGGCGGCUAUUAUGGACACCAUUACGACUCGUUUCAUAUGAUACCCGGCGGGCCGGUCACUGGUCCGCAACGGAUCGCCACUUGGAUCAGUUACUUGAGCGACGUGGACGCGGGUGGAGCCACUGUUUUCCCCUAUGUCAAUGUCGCCGUUUGGCCACAACGGGGUUCGGCGCUGUUUUGGUACAACGAGUACAGAUGGGGUGCAAUCGACCCGUUGACAAUGCAUGGUGGGUGUCCUGUACUGGUGGGCGCCAAAUGGAUUGCCACCAAAUGGAUUCGGCCCAUCGGCCAGGAGUUUCACCAUCCCUGUCCUCUCCAUAACACUACUAUCGCUUAUAGCUAUGAAUUUAGGAAAAACUAUUUAAAAUAA
Molecule: messenger RNA, 411 nt
Organism: Medioppia subpectinata
Lineage: Eukaryota; Metazoa; Arthropoda; Arachnida; Sarcoptiformes; Oppiidae
Source: the annotation of a GenBank genome assembly